Messenger RNA from Onthophagus taurus, 3914 nucleotides. RefSeq names its product ATP-binding cassette sub-family C member 4-like. The record is from RefSeq and is a predicted model, not a curated record. Gene Ontology annotation, cellular component: membrane. Gene Ontology annotation, biological process: transmembrane transport. NCBI's taxonomy places the organism in Eukaryota, Metazoa, Arthropoda, Insecta, Coleoptera, Scarabaeidae. Gene Ontology annotation, molecular function: ATP binding; ABC-type transporter activity; ATP hydrolysis activity.
AACCAUUUUUGAUGUAAAUAUUAAAAGUUAGUUAACUAAAAAAUUAAAGAAAGUGAAGAUGGGAAUAAAAAAUCCCAUCGAGAAUAUCAAUCCGUUUUAUUACUAUACCCUCUUAUGGUUUAUCCCAACUUUUAUAAAAGGAUUUCGAAAACCAUUAACCAAAGAUGAUUUAUUUCUAAUGAUUGAUGAUCAAAAAUCGAGUAAUUUAGGGGAUCGUCUCGAAAAAGAAUGGGAAAUUGAAUUAACCAAGCCGAAACCAUCACUUAUUAAGGCGUUAAUAAGAGUAUUUUGGAAAAAACAUCUUGUUAUGACAUCCAUUGCAGUAAUUGCGGAAAUAAUUUUAAAGGGAGUCCAAACAAUAUCUUUUACAGUCCUUUUAAGAUACUUCUCCAAAGAUAACGUUAGAAUAACCGCAAAUGAAGCUUAUAUCCAAGCUGUAAUCAUGAACAUUUCGACUCUUCUAUUCGUUAUAUCAUUUCACUCGUAUGCUUGGGGAAACCGAAAUUUAUAUAUGGAUAUGCGAGCUGCUUGUUGCUCCUUAAUCUAUAGGAAGUCUUUAAAGAUUGGCAAAAGCGCAAUGGGAAAAGUAAGCGUUGGUUAUUUGGUUAAUUUGAUAACCCACGAUGCAACUCGUCUCGAUAAUUUAUCAUAUUUUUCGCAAAGUUUUUUGAUAGCUCCGUUACAAAUUGUUGUUGUUGGGUUGUUGUUGUAUUUUGAAACUGGAUGGACUGGAAUUUUUGGAGUUUUCAUUUUUGUGGGAUUAAUUCCGUUGCAAUUCUUGAUCACAAAGUGGAUGUCUAAAGUAAGAACGGAACUAGUUCAAUUUGCUGGGGAACGUAUCAAAAUGAUGACAGAAAUUUUAUCUGGAAUUCAAAUAAUUAAAAUGUACACUUGGGAAAAAUAUUUUAUAAAAUCUAUAUCUGACAUCAGACGAAAUGAAAUUAAGAAGGUUCGUUAUUUAUUAUUAGGAUACGGAGUGUUUUCUUCAAUCAUCUCCGUUUUACCAAAAGUGGGGAUAUUCCUAAGUCUCCUUCUGUAUUAUCUCUUAGGGCACACCCUAACUUACAUCCACGUCUUCACAAUAUUCGUCUAUUACAACAUGUUGAGAUUAAACGUAAACGUAUUUGUUCCAAACGGGCUUUUUCGACUCGCCGAAGUGAAAGCUUCCUUCAAAAGAAUCCAAAACUUUCUUCAACUCGAAGAAAUACGCAAACACCAUCACAAAAAAUCCGGGGAUAACCGAAUUUUUAUCGAAUUUAAAAACGUUUCCUCCGUAUGGGACUUAAAUUCUACAGAAAAUACUUUACAAGAUUUAAACCUUUUAAUACCAAAUCCGCGAUUCAUAGCGAUUAUUGGUCAAGUUGGAGGUGGAAAAAGUAGCUUUUUAAACACAAUCUUAAACGAACUUUUCAUUAAGAGUGGCGAAACGUUCGUUUCCGGAACAGUUUCUUAUUCGUCUCAAGAAGCGUGGAUUUUCCCGGGGACUUUAAAAGAAAACAUUUUAUUCGGACACGAUUUUAAUGAAGAACGUUAUAAAACGGUUAUUAAAGUUUGCGCUUUAGAGCGCGACAUUUCUUUAUUACCAAACGGAGAUAACACCUUAAUAAUAGAAAAUGGCGAAAAUUUAAGUGGUGGUCAAAAAGUUCGAAUUAAUUUAGCACGAGCUGUUUAUUUACAGUCGGAUAUUUACCUCUUAGAUGAUCCGCUUUCUGCUGUUGAUCCCCACGUUGCUGAAAUCAUUUUUAAAGAGUGUUUAUGUAAAUUUUUGAGCGACAAAAUAGUUGUUUUGGUUACGAAUCAAUUGCAAUUUUUAAAAUACGUGGAUUAUAUUUAUUUUUUUGAAAAUGGGAGAAUUUCUUUUGAAGGAACUUAUAAGAAAGUACAAAAGGAUAAUUUAGAUUUUUUGAGGUUGUUACAAAGGAGUGAUGAUGAGGAGAAUAUAGAUUCUAAGGAAAUUUAUCAUGGGGAAUGCCAUCUAGGUAAAAACACCAUGGAAAUUGAAGAAAAAGAAUUUUUAUCAUCCAAAGGUGUUUCUUUUCAAGUUUACAAAAAUUAUUUUAAACUCAGUAAAAGUUUGUCUUUCUUUGCACUUUCUUUGUUAUCAACAUUAACUUUUUUAAUUUGUUUCGGCGCGUUUGAUAUGAUAAUAACUUUUUGGAGUAACAUCGAUUUUAAGAUAUAUUCAAUGAAUUUGUCUUUAACCAGAGAAGAUUUAUUUACAAUUUUUUCAAUUGCGGUCGUUGUAGUUAUCGUAGCCGCAAUAAUAGGUCAUGUCAGUUCACUAAAUAUUUUGAUUAAUUCCUCAAAAAAUUUACACGAACUUGUACUAAAAAAAGUUAUCAACGCACCGAUGAUUUUCUUUCACACGACUCCUUCAGGGAGAAUUUUAAAUCGAUUUUCUAAAGAUUUAUCAACAACCGAUGAGUUUCUUCCGAUAAUUUUUGUAGAUGGUAUAAUUAAUUUAUUUAUUGUUUUUGUGAUUAUUAUUAUAAUUGGUUACUAUUGCUAUUGGUUUGCGUUUAUUUUUAUAAUUGGAAUCAUUGGAACUCAAUUUUUGAUGAGGUUCACUUUCCCAACAUGUUUAGCAGUUAAAAGACUUGAAGCAAUAACAAAAAGUCCACUUUAUACUCAUGUAAAAACAUCGUUUAAUGGAUUAUCUUUAAUAAGAGUUUUUAAUAAGGAAGAAUAUUAUAAAAACAUCUUUGAUUUCACCCAAGAUUUUCACACAUCCUCUUGGUUUAUGCAUAUAUCUAGUGGACAUGCUUUUGGGAUUUUAAUUGAUUUUAUAAUGGUUAUUGUGUUAUGGUUUAUUUCAUUUACACUGUUUUUUAUUGAUGAUUUACGUGAUGCCGCAGCAGGAUUAGUAAUAGUUCAAUGUUUAGCAUUGGUAACUAUAGUGCAAUGGUGCGUUAGAUUAACGAAUGAUCAAAUGGUUAAUAUGACUUCGGUCGAAAGAAUAAUGGAAUAUUCAAGUCUGGACGUUGAUGGUGAAGACAAUCAAGAUAAUCGAGAUUUAAUCCCUGAAAAAUCUUGGCCUAUUCACGGAAAAAUCGAAUUUAUCAAUGUUAAUUUAAAAUACAGUAUAAAUUCAAAAGUCGUAUUAAAAGAUUUAAAUUUUGUAAUCGAAUCGAAAUCGAAAAUUGGAAUCGUCGGGCGAACCGGAGCUGGAAAAUCUUCAAUUUGCGCGUCACUUUUUCAAUUGGCAUACACGGAUGGGUUUAUUCGUAUUGAUGGUGUUGAUAUUAAAAGGAUUCCUCUAUACAAUUUAAGAAAAAAAAUUUCGAUUAUCCCGCAAGAUCCGAUACUGUUUUCGGACACGAUGCGAAACAAUUUAGAUCCAUUUAACGAAUUUACCGACGCGGAAUUAUGGAACGUUUUGGAGGAGGUCGAAUUAAAAGAGGUCGUUAAAGAAUUCCCCGACGGUCUUUUAACCAAAAUAAUUGAAGGAGGUUCAAAAUUAAGUGUCGGCCAACGACAAUUAGUUUGUUUGGCUCGGGCACUUAUAAGAAAAAAUAAAAUUUUAAUUAUGGAUGAGGCCACCGCUAAUGUUGACCCAAAAACCGACAAUUUAAUCCAAAAAACUAUUAAAAGGAAAUUUGAGGAGUGCACAAUUUUAAUUAUAGCUCAUAGAUUACAAACGAUAAUCGAUUGUGAUUUCGUUUUGGUCAUGAGUGGUGGGGAAAUGAUUGAGUUUGAUUAUCCCUACAUUUUAUUGAAGAAAAAAGGAAUGUUUUAUGAUAUGGUACAAAAAAUGGGAGGUGGAAUUGCUGAAAAUCUGUAUCAAAUAGCUGAAGAAGUAUUUAAAUCUAAAUUUGGAAUGAAAUAAAAUUAAGAGUAAUAAAUGUAUUGACCCCUUGAUAAACUUUAUUAUAUUAUUCUUAGUAAAUAAACAAGUUGAUAAAACCACUAAAACG